AUGUUGGUACAUUGUUGUUGUUUUGUAGUUAAUUUAGUACGAGGAUACACCGCCGCGUCUGCUGGACGCUUUAUACCAACUGUGUCAAGUUACUCCGCCGCCUGGAUCGGAAACCUACUCGCCACUUUUUUACGCAUCACGGUCUACAGAUACCCGCGUCCACAGAGUGUGUCUUCUGUGAGAUUCUGGCCAGUUGUCUGUAUGCAGGGAAUGACGACUAAUUUCAAGACGAGCAAAGCUUUAAAGGUCAAGAAGGAGGCGGGUGAGAAUGCCCCGGCGCUCAGCGACGACGAGUUGGUGGCCAUGUCUGUGCGUGAGCUCAACCAGCACCUGCGUGGGCUGACCAAGGACGAUGUCGUGAGGUUAAAGCAACGGCGACGAACCCUGAAGAACCGGGGCUACGCCGCCAGCUGCCGUAUCAAGCGUGUCACCCAGAAAGAGGAGCUGGAAAGACAAAAGAUAGAGCUGCAGCUUGAGGUGGACAAGCUGGCCCGCGAGAAUGCCAGCAUGAGGCUGGAGCUGGAUGCCCUGCGAGCCAAGUAUGAGGCCCUGCAGUGUUUUGCCCGGACUGUGACCCGCGGGCCCCUCUCGCCGGGGAAGGUGGCCACCACCAGCGUCAUCACCAUCGUCAAGUCUGCCAACCACAACAACAACUCCAGCCCGACCCCGUUCUCAACUCUCUCCUAG
Centropristis striata (black sea bass) is the source of this 687-nucleotide messenger RNA. It is a transcript of the gene mafk, whose product is annotated as v-maf avian musculoaponeurotic fibrosarcoma oncogene homolog K. The record is from RefSeq and is a predicted model, not a curated record. Gene Ontology annotation, molecular function: RNA polymerase II cis-regulatory region sequence-specific DNA binding; DNA-binding transcription factor activity, RNA polymerase II-specific. Gene Ontology annotation, cellular component: nucleus. Gene Ontology annotation, biological process: regulation of transcription by RNA polymerase II. NCBI's taxonomy places the organism in Eukaryota, Metazoa, Chordata, Actinopteri, Perciformes, Serranidae.